Molecule: messenger RNA, 2889 nt
Organism: Sporothrix brasiliensis 5110
Lineage: Eukaryota; Fungi; Ascomycota; Sordariomycetes; Ophiostomatales; Ophiostomataceae
Product: phosphate/H+ symporter
Exons: 3
Coding region: 1-2889 (962 amino acids)
Biological process (GO): transmembrane transport; phosphate ion transport
Cellular component (GO): membrane
Molecular function (GO): phosphate transmembrane transporter activity
Source: RefSeq, a predicted model, not a curated record
AUGGACAUGCUGCCCGAGCCGGCCAUGACAGGGCUGCCGCCCGGCCGUACCUAUGGCGGCAACCGGGCUUUUCACAAUUAUGCCAACGACUACUCGCACAUUUCGGACCCGAACCUGCGGCGGCGCCUCGCGCUCUCGGAAAUCGACAAGGUGCCCCUCGGCCUGUACCACGUGCGCGCCGUGGCGGUGGCCGGCGUCGGCUUCUUCCUCGACUCGUACGACAUCUUUGCCAUCAGCAUGGUCACGAACCUCUGGGGCCUCGUGUUUUGGGGCGGCGGCGACGCCACGGCAUCGGCGCUCGUGGCCGAAACGGCCGCCGCGUACGGCUACGGCAACAACCACGGCUCGCUGCCGGACCCCGUCAACCAGGCCGUCAAGGCGUCGACGAGCGCAGGCAUCAUCGUCGGCCAGCUGGUGUUUGGCUGGCUGGCCGACGUCCUGGGCCGCCGGCGCGUCUACGGCAUCGAGCUGGCCGUGAUUGUGCUGGCCACGCUCGGCUGUGCGCUCGCCAGCCCCAGCCCGGCCAUGAGCUCGACGGGCCUGCUGGUGUUCUGGCGCGUCGUCAUGGGCGUCGGCAUCGGCGGCGACUACCCGCUGUCGUCCGUCAUCACCUCCGAGUUUGCGCCGACGCGGUGGCGCGGCGCCAUGGUGGCGUCCGUGUUUUCGAUGCAGGGCUUCGGGCAGCUGCUGAGCGCCAUUGUGGCGCUGGUGGUGACGGCGGCGUUCCGGUCCGAGUUUGUCGGCGUCGCGAAUGCCGCCCAGUGCGGCGUGGGCUGCCGCGCGGCCGCCGACCGGUGCUGGCGCAUCAUCAUCGGCUUCGGCGCGCUGCCGGCGUGCUUUGCGCUCUACUACCGCAUCACCAUCCCCGAGACGCCGCGCUACACGUUUGACGUGGCGCACGACGUCGAAAAGGCCGAUGCCGACAUCCGCGCCUACAUGGCCAGGGAGCGCGAGGGCACCGUCGACCCCGUGGUGCAGGCGCGGCUGAAGCGCGUCGCCGGGCCUGCGCUGUCGUCGGGUCCGUCGGCCACCGUGCCGCACGCCUCGUGGGCCGACCUGCGCGCCUACUUUUGGGGCCGGGGCAACCUGGGCCAUCUGCGCGUGCUGCUGGGCACCAUGCUGUCGUGGUUCUUUCUCGACCUGGCCUACUACGGGCUGGCUCUCAACAACUCUGUUGUGCUCGAGGCCAUUGGCUACUCCAAGGGUGCCAAUCUGUAUGCGGUGCUCUACAACAACGCCGUUGGCACCAUCAUCCUGGCGUGCGCCGGCAGCCUGCCCGGCUACUGGACGGCUGUGCUGACCAUCGACACCAUUGGCCGCAAACCGCUGCAGGUCGGCGGCUUCCUGAUCUUGACUGUGCUCUUCUGCGUCAUGGGCUUCGCGUUCCACCGGCUCAGCGAGACCGCCAUGCUCGCCCUCUACGUCGUCGCGCAGUUCUUCUUCAACUGGGGCCCCAACACGACCACCUUUGUCAUUCCCGGCGAGUGCUUCCCGACGCGCUACCGCUCCACCGCCCACGGCAUCUCGGCGGCCAUGGGCAAGAUCGGCGCCAUCCUCGCGCAGGUCAUCAGCAUUCCCAUCCUCAGCCGCGACGCGCCGCCCAACUGCACCAUGAGCGGCGGCAGCCCGACCUCCAAGAGCUGCUCGCCCUGGCUCAACCGCCUCAUGCAGAUCUUUGCCCUCUUUAUGCUGUGCGGCACGAUCGUCUCGCUGUUCUGCAUCCCCGAGACCAAGGGCGUCACCCUCGAGGAGCUGUCCGGCGAGGCGCCCACGUCCUAUAAUGCCGGCCGCAACGGCAGCAUCGGCGGCGGCGGCAGCGGCGGCGGUGGCGGUGGCGGCGCUCGACGGCGCAGACGCCAUCGCAAUGCUGCCGCCGAUGAUGAUAUCAACAACAACAACAACAACAACAACAACAACAACAACAACAACAACAACAACAACAACAACAGUGGUGGCGGUGCCACGGCCUCUUCGUCGUCCUCCCUGGCCAAGGCCUUCCAAGAACCCCUGGACUGGAACCCCUUUGCGGGCGGUCAGCCGGCUGGCUUCUUGUAUCCACGCAUGGGUGCUCGCAAGUACCGCCGUCGGCGCAUCUUUGGCCGCGUCCUCGGCGGCGGCGGCGUAGGCGGCCGCGGUUCGUCGCGCGGCGGGUCGGGUGCCCGCAUGCGCGGCGACGACUAUAUAAACGACGGCGACGACGCCCGCAUCGACAUUAUGACCAGUCCCGAACUGGCUGCCCAGCGCGAAGCCGCGCGCAACAACAAGGGCGGCAGCAGCAAAAAGGGCGCCGGUGGUUUGUCGGCUGCCGCUGCCGCCGCCGCCGCCGCCAACAUCGGCCACUCCGCGCCGUCCCGUUCGCACAGCGGCCGUCACCUCCUCAGCCGCGGCGGCGCCUCCAGCAGCAACCGCAACCGCGACCACGACCGCGACUCGGACACAUCCGCAGCCACGGCGACGACAUACACCAACAACGCGAACAACACGGCCGGCUACGGUGGCGGCGGCACCACCAACUACGGCAGCAGCCUCGACGACAGCGGCGAGCCCGGCGACCGCCCGAGCCGCCGGAUGGUCCAUCCGCUGCACCCGGCCUUUUCCACCGGCCACGGCGGCAGGCUGCCCGGCGACGACGGCGAAAUCGCCAUGGGCGGCCUGGCGCAUCCGCCACGAACGGCCGCGCAUCAGCGGUACCCGCGCGGCACCACCAACAGCGACGGCUUCUCGUCGGAUGGCGAGGGCCCUUCGCAUCUUGGCCACGGCGGAAUCGGUGUCUUUCCCGGCUGGGGCGCCGGCUGGGGCCGUAUCGACCGCUCCAAUAUUGGCCAGGCGACGGCCAACAACACCCUCGACGACAUCCGACUGAGUGAUGUUGGCCAGCUGCUGCGGUAG